Messenger RNA from Protomyces lactucae-debilis, 1660 nucleotides. RefSeq lists its product as uncharacterized. The transcript has a single exon. NCBI's taxonomy places the organism in Eukaryota, Fungi, Ascomycota, Taphrinomycetes, Taphrinales, Protomycetaceae. Gene Ontology annotation, cellular component: uniplex complex; mitochondrial inner membrane. The coding region runs from base 236 to 1357 and encodes 373 amino acids. Gene Ontology annotation, biological process: mitochondrial calcium ion homeostasis; calcium import into the mitochondrion. Gene Ontology annotation, molecular function: calcium channel activity; uniporter activity. The record is from RefSeq and is a predicted model, not a curated record.
CUGCCUCCAAGAGUCCGGGGUACCAACUACACUCUUGCUCUGAACUGCCUUUGCGUGUGCUCGACACUGGCUUGUAUAAUUUGAGUGCUUGAUACUGAUCUUGACACAAGGCAGCUAUCCUGGGCCUUUGACAGCAAGUGCUUUCUAACAACGGCCAGCCUGCCAAGCUACGUCAUUGCUGCAGAUAUAUAUCAACAGGCUGUGCCGCUAGUCCGCAUCAUUGCUUAGUAUAAAUAUGUUACCAAGAGCUGGCAUUUGUCUGGGUCGAAGGUUGUUCUCUCGCUCUAACCUCAGCGCUUCUGCGUCAAGGGCAUCUGUUGAGCUGCUAAAGGGGCACACGCCUUCAUAUCGCUUCGCUUCCUUCCAAGCCAGACAAGGUGAUGCAGCCAGACAAAUCAGAGCUGAAGAGUUGAGCAAAGAAGAUAUUGCUGCCAAGCAUGGGCAGUUCUCAUUCACAACAGCAAACUCACUCAAGCUUUUGCUGCCUAUGCCCAAUCAACAAGUCGUCGCCUUUCUACUACACACGCAGCAGCCUCUCAGCUACCUGGAAACGCUCAUUCGCGCCGAAAUUGAGGAUGAAAAAACUCCCAUCGUCUUUAAAGAUCUCGCUAGACAUGCACGGUGGUCGACGAGUAUCGGUGUUGCCGACUUUAUUCGCGAAGCAGCAGCCACAACGCGCUUUUGUAUCCUCAUUGGUGACGAUGAAGUCAAAGUCAGUGUGCCCAGCUUUGAAGAUCGGACACAGUACCUUCGCACACAGCUUGGUCGCGUGACUGAAGAACUGGAUCGAGAGCACAGCAUCAAGUACGAGUGUGACAAACUCGCAGCCAAGACAGCCAAGCAGUACGCAUUGUAUGUCGCAGGCGGCCUUGUCGCUUACUGGUGUGUUGUAUUCAAGCUCACGUUUUAUUCACCACUCGGUUGGGAUGCCAUGGAACCCAUCACGUACAUGACGAGUCUUGCGUGCUUGGUCAUGGGCUAUGUCUACUUUCUCUACCACAACCGUGAAGUUAGCUAUUCCCAAGUUCUCAACACGGCUGCUUCUGCGAGACAGCAACGGUUAUACCAAGAAAAGGGCUUCGACAUGGUUCGAUGGCGUGACUUGGUGGAAGAAGGUAAAGAAUUGCGCAAAGAAAUUAGACGUAUUGCUGCUGAGUAUAAUGUCGACUGGGCAGAGAAGGAUGACGCAUAUAUCAGCAACAGGCAUGUUCAAGCAACGAAAGUCUUGAUGAAGGAAGCGAAGCGUGAAGAGGAUCGCCUCAAAAAGAGGCCCAAGACGAGUCGUCAGGAAGAUCUUGAAGACGAUGGCAUCAUCAAUGGCAGUAACGAGAAUCCUUUGGACAGAAAGGCUCAUUGAUCCUAUUGUAAGUGGUGUUGGUGUUUUCGGGCAAAUCACGUCCUUGAUCACCCUCUAACAGGGGUUGCCGACAUCCGGCAGUCCUCUACUAACAAUAUUUGGCACAUCUUGUUCAAGACUGGUAAUAAUUGUCAAGUUUGGGUCACACUGAAGUUUUCUCAGUCUUGCAGCGGCAGCAGCGCCUCCUAAGCGAUUUCACUGGUCAUCUAAGGGCGCAGCGCCUGUAGCCUUACGAAGGUUAGACAAGCUGACAUAGGACAAAUUUAUGGCAAUAUUCUAUAUGUGAAUCUAUCCGAGAAGUGC